AGCGAACUUAGAGUUCUUAUUACACUAAGAGCAUUAAGCGCUUGUAUCCCGGGUUGAUUCUCUUCAUCUGAAUCCAAUAUUAUCUACAAUGCCUCCGUCAGGUCUUGCUAUUCUCAUUGGGGCCGGGCCCAACACCGGCACUGGAAUCGCUCGGAUCCUCUCUCAUCCAUCCCACGGGAACCUUGCCGUUGCCCUUCUUGCCCGCCGACCGGAAGCCCUCAACGACGUCGUGUCCACGGUCCGGAAAGCAAGCCCAAAUGCCGUCCUCGAGACCUUCCCAACGGACACAUCGAAAGCGUCGCUUGAGAAGGCAUUCAGAGAUAUAAAGGCGCAUCAGAGCUUCAAAGACCUGAAACUGCAUAUGGCCAUAUACAGCAUCAAGCACUCGUCUAAGAAGCCUUUUUUGGAGGAAACAUAUGAGGAGUUUACCGACUCCCUGGAAACAUACGUCGGUGGAGCGUUUACCUUUGCACAGGAGUCGCUGAAGCGAUUCUUUGCGGACCACGGCGAGACUCCGUUGUCUGAGGGAGCUCCAAAGAAAGGCACUCUCAUCUUCACCGGCACCCUUGGAGCCCUACGUUGCAGCGCGCAAUUUGCGGCAUAUGGAGCUGGCCGCGCCUCUGUUCGCCAACUGGCACAAACACUGGCACGUGAAAUGAGCGAGAAUGGCGUCCACGUGGUACAUACGAUUGCAAAUGGCGCCAUUGUGGAUGCUGAUGGAGAAGACCAGAAGACGGGUAAGAAAAUGAGCGCCGAUGCCGUGGGCGAGACGUACUUAUGGCUCCAUCACCAAAAGCCGUGUCUUUGGACACACGAACUUGACAUGCGACCCGCCUGCGAGAAGUUCUAGAAGGAAUGCAUGUUAACAAAAUCUUUGAAAUCUGACCCAC
Molecule: messenger RNA, 890 nt
Organism: Trematosphaeria pertusa
Lineage: Eukaryota; Fungi; Ascomycota; Dothideomycetes; Pleosporales; Trematosphaeriaceae
Product: NAD(P)-binding protein
Exons: 3
Coding region: 89-850 (253 amino acids)
Source: RefSeq, a predicted model, not a curated record